Molecule: messenger RNA, 10244 nt
Organism: Cricetulus griseus (Chinese hamster)
Lineage: Eukaryota; Metazoa; Chordata; Mammalia; Rodentia; Cricetidae
Source: RefSeq, a predicted model, not a curated record
CUCACAUUGCUUCAGACUACUUAAAUUUCCCAACCUGUGCGACAAACAGGGGAAUAUGAAUUAAUUUCAUUAUAAUUGGACCAUCACAGCAACAGACUUGAUCCCAACAUGCAUGGCUGAUUUCUCCGGACACAGCACAUUAGCCGGCUUUGCUCGUUUGUUCACUAGAUCUGGGGGUAUCAUGUAAGGUGACAGGACGAUCAAAGGUGCCUUUGGACACAGAGUGUAGUAGAAGCCUGCAGCACCAGCUUCUCCAAGUCCCUAACAUCCCUGGAAACCUCUUAGGUAGCUGACCUUCAUACCUUGGGUCUGUCCCACUGUCUUCCCAAGGUCUGUCAUGAAUGUACGAACUUCUGCUUCGGCACUUAGCAAUGUGUGCUCAUGUUCACUUCUCUCAGGAGUUCUCCCUGUCCAAUUUGCCCCCACGUGGCUUCUGCUGCACACUCUGUUGUGUAGGAGUCGUUAGAAGGAGCACUCUGCUCUGUUUGGGGUAAUUGGUUUUCAGUGAGUGUCUUCCUUGUUCUGGUGUGCAGUGGUGUGAGCCAAUAGAAGAAGCAAGACAGCUUCUCUUCCCAGCCAGAACAGUGUCAUUCUGCAUCAGGUCAUGAGUGCCAUCAGGAGUCUCUCACCUAGCCUGACCAGUGCUGGUGGUGGUUGGUUAUAUUUUCUGUGCACAGCCACUUCAGGCAACCUUAGAGCUGGACUGUAGGAAACGCCAUUCUUCAGUGACCCACCCAGCUGAGAUGUCAUUUCCGGCCAUGUUUCCUCGUUUCCUCUUUGUAAGCUGAGCAGACUCAGCAGCAAGAUGAUAUAAGCCUCAGACAUGAGAAUGCUUGAAGAAAGGGUUUUUAGCUAUGUGGAGUUAGGUUUCCAGAUGUCUUCAGCUGAGGCAUCUGACUGAUGGAGAAGGGACCAUAAGCCACCUGCCAGUGACAGGCCUAUCUCAAGGAAGUGAGUGCCAGGUCUAGGGUGGAAGCUCUCCUGGAAAGCCACGGCUCCAUUUGUGCACUUCUGAGGUGAGCAGAAAGCAGAAUGCAGAUCCAGGAGACCCUAGAGACCCCAAAGUUCCUUGCUCCACCCCAUUUUCUCCACAAGUCUGUUCUUUUCUUUCUUCAAAUACAAAUUCCUCUACUUUGACUGUCAGGAAUGGCUAAAAGCGGGAGUGUUUGUAUGCUGCCUAGAGAUACAGAUAAAGUAAAAAGAUAGGAAAGGGGUCACUUAAUAUCCCCCCCAAAAAACCAAAAAAACAAAUUCCUCUACUUUGUCAGGAACAUCUUAAAAUGACAUAGUAUGGCUGCUUCCAAGCUGUCAGUUUUAUAUAUUAGUAUUUCUGCCAUGUGGUCAGAUAACUGACUCUUGUUCUGCUCCAGAUCCUUAUAGGAAAGGGUCUGGAUUUAGGUCAGAUGUCCACCCUGAUAUCCAUAAGUACCAAGAGAGAGUCACCUUGUACAAACAAAGCUGCUAUCAGCACACCCUAAGGGACAGGGACAGUUAGAGCUUGUGGCCUAGAAUUUCUUGUGAUACAGACUUGGAACUCCCAAAGAUUUCCCGCCCUGGAAAAUCAGGUCAGACUCAUAUGAAAUUAUGAUUUAUUGGUUGAUUCAUUUUAUUUAUGCCAAGACCUUUUGUUUUGUACAUUUUGUAGUUUGGAGCCCUUCUUGCUAUUGGAAGUAGCAGCAUCCUUUUGAUUCAGUUGAAAUAACAAUGCCCAGGGCAUUAGAUGAUCACCCAGUGUCCAGAUGGAUUCUUGUCUGGUGUCUUUAAAAGGGGCAGCUAUGUAAGCUCUUUAUGUGAUGAAACAUGGCAGCCAUUCUUCAGUGACCCACCCAGUUGUUCUCUUUGAAUCACUCUUCAGCAGCUUAGACGCCUGAACUUGAACCACUGGCCCAGUGCAGGCCUACCCCAACCCAGUCAAAAUACAAUGAGAAAUUUCCGUUUUCAGAAGUGGUAUGGAACUCAGUUGUUAACUCUGAGACACUCCUUGAUGACCGCCUUCUACUUGAUGUGCCUCACGGUGUGAUCACAGGCCUUGGGCAUAAAAGAUCUUUGAUAUCUCUUUCCUGAGUCUCCUCCCUAUCUGUAAAGACUCUGAGAGGAAAUUCAUCAUCUUCUUUCCUGUCUGCCCACCGUGUGCAUAUCCCACGGGAGAGAACUGAGGCUCUGAGAAGUGACCUUAAGGUCAUUCUGAACCAUGGUGGGUUAUAAUAGUAACUGAACUUCUCAGUGCCCAGCCUGCUCCUCUGCUGCACAGCCCUGUGGGAUAGAGUCUAAGUAGAAAGCCAUGUCUCUGGAACCUGGCAAGCUCUCUGCUCCUUGGUUCUGUAGCCUCCAGGGAAGGCCACACUGUAAGAAGGCCCAGCCCUCCGGACACUUUCCCCCUUACAUGUAUUUGUGAUUAUCUGUAAGAAAAGAUAAAAGUUCUCUAUUAUCUACUCUUUCAAUAAAAAUUUAUGAAACUGCCUGAUUUGUGCCAGAUUCUAGAUCAGGCACAAUGUCCAUUGCUGCUAUCGAACUCAGGAAGAAAGUUCUGCUAAGCUUAACUCUAACCAUUUUAGAUGGUCACUUGAAAAAUGCAUGGGUCCAAAAAGCAUGUCCAAACACCCAUUACAUCACCAUCACAUGGGGUUAGCCCUGAGCAUGGACUUUAUCCCAGCCAAGUCCCUCUGAGGGAGCCCUAAAUAUAGAUUAAUGAAAUGUGACACAUGCCCUGUGUCAUGUCCUGCAUUAGAUAUUUUAUAUUUGUUAUUUUACUUAAAUGUCAUGACAAUUAGAAGAAAUUAGAAUUGCAUAUAUUUACAGAUGAAUAAAUUGAGGCUCAGACAAUAAUAGUUAACCUCCUUCACCAUGCCCCAGCUGCUCUGGUAGUGUGAACACACUCAAUCCUAAUGGCAGUCUGGUGGUCAGCUGCGACUGUCUGUAUUUACUCACUUAUUUCUGGUGGUGCUGAGGAUGGAAACCAGUGCCUUCCCUGUGCUAGGCGAAUGCUCUGCCAUCUAGCACAGCCUCCUUCUAAUCAUCCUUUUAAAGGUGAAAAUGCUGAGAGCCCAAAGGGUUAGUUGUACCGCUCAGAUGAUAUGUGUAAGUAGCACACCUUGAUUAGGAUUAGUGAGGAGCCACCCAACCAGGGCCAGCAAAGAUCGCAUCAGCUGUCCCUGGAAUGCCAGCCUCGUAUUCUUGCCAUCAGAAGUUGAUCAAGGUUGACCUCCUCCCUGAGCCUACAUGUCAAGGCUCAGAGUCUCUUCCUCAUCUUGUACACUGCAGGGGUGUUCGUGUUUUGUGGUCCAUGUCCUACAAUAGCCUGCUGUUAGGCAUGCUGAGGAUUGCCACAUGUAGACUCUUUUGGCUCAAGUACCGUAAACCUAUAAUUAUAUUUUUAUGUGUCUCCCAUCAUUGAUAUUUUCCUAUGCAAUGUGGAAACCGUUUUUCAGGUUUAAAUUUGAAACCAUUGUCUUGCAUUUUAAACCUCAAACUGGAACUGGUAUAAUAUAACUCCUUGGGAAGCAUGUGCCCAGCAUGCAGAAAACUUUGAAUUCCCAGCACCAACCACAAAUAAAAUAUAACAAAACCUUACAUUAAAAUGAGUUACAAGUGUCUCAUUUUGACACAAGGAAGGUUACUGUGGCAAGAAGGACAUGUACUUUUAAAUGGAAAGACAAACUGUGAAUACUGCAUUGAUAACACUUAAUCUUUUCAAUACAUUGGCAUUUCCAGAGUUCUUCAGAAACGAUAUUGUACCUUCUUGCUUACUGGCUUAUAAACUAUCCAGUGGUUCCCUUUCCAACUUGGAAGCCUCCUUAAUCCCUGAUCCUUUUUGAUUUGUUUACUCAACAAAUAUUUAUUGAGAGUUAGACACUACAGAUACAACUGUGGACAAGACAGACAGAAAAUGAAUAAUAACCAUGACAGAGGCUACAGGGGAGACUAGAAGGCUCUGCUAAAGCAAUAGCAAUGGCCUGAAGACAAUUGUGGGCGCCCUCAUUCAGUCUGUGAAGAAGCUGUCAGAUGUGAUGAUCUUGACCGUGUUCUGCUUGAGUGUUUUCGCCCUGAUUGGCCUGCAGCUGUUCAUGGGGAACCUUCGAAACAAGUGUGUGGUGUGGCCCAUAAACUUCAAUGAGAGCUAUCUUGAAAAUGGCACCAGAGGCUUUGACUGGGAAGAGUAUAUCAACAAUAAAACAAACUUUUACAUAGUUCCUGGCAUGCUAGAACCCUUGCUCUGUGGGAACAGUUCUGAUGCUGGGCAAUGCCCAGAGGGAUACCAGUGUAUGAAAGCAGGAAGGAACCCCAACUAUGGCUAUACAAGCUUUGAUACUUUCAGCUGGGCCUUCUUGGCAUUGUUUCGCCUUAUGACCCAGGACUACUGGGAGAACUUAUACCAGUUGACCUUACGAGCAGCUGGGAAAACAUACAUGAUCUUCUUUGUCUUGGUCAUCUUUGUGGGUUCUUUCUACUUGGUGAACUUGAUCUUGGCUGUGGUAGCCAUGGCUUAUGAAGAGCAGAACCAGGCAACAUUGGAAGAGGCUGAGCAAAAAGAAGCUGAGUUCAAAGCAAUGCUGGAGCAGCUCAAGAAGCAGCAGGAAGAGGCCCAGGCUGCUGCAAUGGCCACUUCAGCAGGCACUGUCUCAGAAGAUGCCAUUGAAGAAGAAGGUGAAGAUGGGGUCGGCUCUCCACGGAGCUCAUCUGAGCUUUCUAAACUCAGCUCAAAGAGUGCCAAGGAGCGUCGGAACAGGCGGAAAAAGAGGAAGCAGAAGGAGCUCUCUGAAGGGGAGGAAAAAGGAGACCCCGAGAAGGUGUUUAAGUCUGAAUCGGAAGAUGGUAUGAGAAGGAAGGGCUUCCGGCUGCCAGACAACAGGAUAGGGAGGAAGUUUUCCAUCAUGAAUCAGUCGUUGCUGAGCAUCCCAGGCUCACCCUUCCUCUCCCGCCACAACAGCAAAAGCAGCAUCUUCAGCUUCCGGGGCCCUGGGAGGUUCCGAGACCCCGGCUCUGAGAACGAGUUUGCAGACGACGAGCACAGCACGGUGGAGGAGAGCGAGGGCCGGCGCGAUUCGCUCUUCAUCCCGAUCCGGGCCCGCGAGCGCCGGAGCAGCUACAGCGGCUACAGCGGCUACAGCCAGUGCAGCCGCUCAUCGCGCAUCUUCCCCAGCCUGCGGCGCAGCGUCAAGCGCAACAGCACCGUGGACUGCAACGGCGUGGUGUCGCUCAUCGGGCCCGGCUCCCACAUCGGGCGGCUCCUGCCUGAGGUGAAAAUAGAUAAGGCAGCUACAGACAGUGCAACAACUGAGGUGGAAAUCAAGAAGAAAGGCCCUGGGUCUCUCUUAGUCUCCAUGGACCAGCUUGCCUCCUACGGACGGAAGGACAGGAUCAAUAGCAUCAUGAGUGUUGUCACAAACACACUAGUGGAAGAGCUGGAAGAGUCUCAGAGAAAAUGCCCACCAUGCUGGUAUAAGUUUGCCAACACUUUCCUCAUCUGGGAGUGUCACCCCUACUGGAUAAAACUGAAGGAGAUUGUGAACUUAAUCGUCAUGGACCCUUUUGUAGACUUGGCCAUCACCAUCUGCAUUGUUCUGAAUACACUAUUUAUGGCGAUGGAGCACCAUCCUAUGACACCACAGUUUGAGCAUGUCUUGGCUGUAGGAAAUCUGGUGUUCACUGGCAUUUUCACGGCAGAAAUGUUUCUGAAGCUCAUAGCCAUGGAUCCCUACUAUUAUUUCCAAGAAGGCUGGAACAUUUUUGACGGAUUUAUUGUCUCCCUCAGUUUGAUGGAGCUGGGUCUUGCAGACGUGGAGGGGCUGUCAGUGCUGCGUUCUUUCCGAUUGCUCCGAGUCUUCAAAUUGGCCAAGUCCUGGCCCACCCUGAACAUGCUGAUCAAGAUCAUCGGGAAUUCCGUUGGUGCCCUGGGCAACCUGACCCUGGUGCUAGCCAUCAUCGUCUUCAUCUUUGCUGUGGUGGGGAUGCAGCUCUUUGGGAAGAGCUACAAAGAGUGUGUCUGUAAGAUCAACCAGGACUGCGAGCUGCCACGCUGGCACAUGCAUGACUUCUUCCACUCCUUCCUCAUCGUCUUCCGAGUGCUGUGUGGGGAGUGGAUCGAGACUAUGUGGGACUGCAUGGAAGUGGCCGGCCAGGCCAUGUGCCUCAUUGUCUUUAUGAUGGUCAUGGUCAUUGGCAACUUGGUGGUGCUGAACCUAUUUCUGGCCUUGCUUCUGAGCUCCUUCAGUGCAGACAACCUUGCAGCCACAGAUGAUGACGGGGAGAUGAACAACCUGCAGAUCUCCGUCAUCCGAAUCAAGAAGGGUGUGGCUUGGACCAAAGUGAAAGUGCAUGCCUUCAUGCAGGCGCAUUUUAAGCAACGGGAGGCAGAUGAGGUAAAACCUCUGGAUGAACUGUAUGAAAAGAAGGCCAACUGCAUUGCCAACCACACAGGUGUGGAUAUCCACCGCAACGGCGACUUCCAGAAGAAUGGCAAUGGCACCACCAGUGGCAUCGGUAGCAGUGUGGAGAAGUACAUCAUUGAUGAGGACCACAUGUCCUUCAUCAACAACCCAAACUUGACUGUUCGAGUGCCCAUUGCUGUGGGCGAGUCUGAUUUUGAGAACCUCAACACCGAGGAUGUUAGCAGCGAGUCAGACCCUGAAGGCAGCAAAGAUAAACUGGAUGACACCAGCUCCUCUGAGGGAAGCACCAUUGAUAUCAAGCCUGAAGUGGAAGAGGUCCCUGUGGAGCAGCCUGAGGAAUACUUGGAUCCAGACGCCUGCUUCACAGAGGGUUGUGUCCAGCGGUUCAAGUGCUGCCAGGUCAACAUUGAGGAAGGGCUAGGCAAGUCCUGGUGGAUCCUUCGGAAAACCUGCUUCCUCAUUGUAGAGCACAACUGGUUUGAGACCUUCAUCAUCUUCAUGAUUCUGCUCAGCAGUGGCGCCCUGGCCUUUGAGGACAUCUACAUCGAGCAGAGGAAGACCAUCCGUACCAUCCUGGAGUACGCAGACAAGGUCUUCACCUACAUCUUCAUCCUGGAGAUGUUACUCAAAUGGACGGCCUAUGGCUUCGUCAAGUUCUUCACCAACGCCUGGUGCUGGCUCGACUUCCUCAUUGUGGCUGUGGUGGUGAAUGCCUUGGUGGGCGCCAUCCCCUCCAUCAUGAAUGUGCUGCUGGUGUGUCUCAUCUUCUGGCUGAUUUUCAGCAUCAUGGGAGUUAACCUGUUUGCGGGAAAGUAUCACUACUGCUUUAAUGAGACUUCUGAAAUCCGGUUUGAAAUUGAUAUCGUCAACAAUAAAACUGAUUGUGAAAAGCUCAUGGAGGGCAACAACACGGAGAUCAGGUGGAAAAAUGUGAAGAUCAACUUUGACAACGUCGGGGCAGGGUACCUGGCCCUUCUCCAAGUGGCAACCUUCAAAGGCUGGAUGGACAUCAUGUACGCAGCUGUAGAUUCCCGAAAGCCUGAUGAGCAGCCUAAAUACGAGGACAACAUCUACAUGUACAUCUACUUCGUCAUCUUCAUCAUCUUCGGCUCCUUCUUCACCCUCAACCUGUUCAUUGGUGUCAUCAUUGAUAACUUCAAUCAACAAAAGAAAAAGUUUGGAGGUCAAGACAUCUUCAUGACAGAGGAACAGAAGAAGUACUACAAUGCCAUGAAGAAACUGGGCUCCAAAAAACCCCAGAAGCCCAUUCCCCGCCCUUUGAACAAAAUCCAAGGGAUCGUCUUUGAUUUUGUCACUCAGCAAGCCUUUGACAUUGUCAUCAUGAUGCUCAUCUGCCUUAACAUGGUGACAAUGAUGGUGGAGACAGACACCCAAAGCAAGCAGAUGGAGAACAUUCUCUACUGGAUUAAUCUGGUCUUCGUCAUCUUCUUCACCUGCGAGUGUGUACUCAAAAUGUUUGCCUUGAGGCACUACUACUUCACCAUCGGCUGGAACAUCUUUGUCUUUGUGGUGGUCAUCCUCUCCAUUGUGGGAAUGUUCCUGGCUGAUAUCAUCGAGAAAUACUUUGUUUCCCCAACCCUAUUCCGAGUCAUCCGAUUGGCCCGCAUUGGGCGCAUCUUGCGUCUGAUCAAAGGUGCCAAAGGGAUUCGUACCCUGCUCUUUGCCUUAAUGAUGUCAUUACCUGCCCUCUUCAACAUUGGCCUUCUGCUCUUCCUGGUCAUGUUUAUCUUCUCCAUCUUUGGGAUGUCCAAUUUCGCAUAUGUGAAGCACGAGGCUGGCAUUGAUGACAUGUUCAACUUCGAGACAUUUGGCAACAGCAUGAUCUGCCUAUUUCAGAUCACAACCUCGGCUGGUUGGGACGGCCUACUGCUGCCAAUCCUAAACCGCCCCCCUGACUGCAGCCUAGACAAGGAACACCCAGGGAGUGGCUUCAAAGGUGACUGUGGGAACCCCUCCGUGGGCAUCUUCUUCUUUGUCAGCUACAUCAUCAUCUCCUUCCUGAUCGUGGUGAACAUGUACAUUGCCAUCAUCCUGGAGAACUUCAGUGUGGCCACAGAAGAGAGCGCUGAUCCACUGAGCGAGGAUGACUUUGAGACUUUUUAUGAGAUCUGGGAGAAGUUUGACCCUGACGCCACCCAGUUCAUCGAGUACUGUAAGCUGGCAGACUUUGCAGAUGCUCUGGAGCAUCCUCUCCGAGUGCCCAAGCCCAACACCAUCGAGCUCAUCGCCAUGGACCUGCCCAUGGUAAGCGGGGAUCGCAUCCACUGCUUGGACAUCCUUUUCGCCUUCACCAAGCGGGUCCUGGGAGACAGUGGGGAGUUGGACAUCCUGCGGCAGCAGAUGGAGGAGCGGUUCGUGGCAUCCAAUCCUUCCAAAGUGUCUUACGAGCCUAUCACAACCACUCUGCGGCGCAAGCAGGAAGAAGUGUCCGCGGUGGUCCUGCAGCGUGCCUACAGGGGACAUUUGGCUAGGCGGGGCUUCAUCUGCAGAAAGAUCACUUCCAGUAAGCUGGAGAACGGAGGUACACACCGGGAGAAAAAGGAAAGCACCCCAUCCACGGCCUCCCUCCCCUCUUACGACAGCGUAACUAAACCUGACAAAGAGAAGCAGCAACGGGCAGAGGAAGGAAGAAGGGAAAGAGCCAAGAGGCAAAAAGAAGUCAGAGAGUCCAAGUGUUAGAGGACAUCUAGAAGGGAAGCUUACACUGGCUUAACAAAGACAAGUGAAAGCUUGUUUACAAACUUCCGCACCUCAUGGAUGCAGAGCAGCUGUGGAGACGCUGUACUGGAAGACCUAUACCAAACAUAGUCUGCUUACAUGUGACACAGUUGCAUCUUGUGCAGUGACCUGCCGAGGACAAAGGACCCUGCCCCUGGACUCAAGAUUUUCUAUCGCUUGGGCCGGUGGUUACUGCAUGUUCCACACUCAGUCAAUGCAACUUAGGACUACACAACAGGAUACAAAACAGAGGUGGCUGCGGGACCAGCAGAUUGCCAUCGCAGCCAAACGGAUUUUAUUUUUUCAUUUGUUGAUUCUAGAAGCAGAGAGCAUCCCUUUAAAAGUUUGUUUGUUCAUGCAAACAAUAUUUGCAUUCUUACAUUAGUUAAGCUAAGCAGCAAAAAGAAACACACACACACACACACACACACACACACACACACACACACACAUUCAGCCUAUGUCACUAAUUGUCUAUUUCUUUGACAUAAACAGCAUCUUCUCCACAUGGGCGUCACGUGGUUUGGAGAUGGGUGGGGGAAACAAUCAGGUUUUUUCAGGCUGAGGAGGACUUGCUCAGGCCAAUUCCAAAUAUUGUGCUCGUUCAAUGCGUAGAAAUGAUUUGCAUGAUGGCAUGCUUUGAUCAGGAGUCAUGCAUGAGAUCCAUACACCACAAGACACUAUUAAUCCUGUCCCCUGCAUUGGGUCAGCCUUUGGACGGGACCCAACCCUGCACCGUUCACUGUAUUUGGAGAAAUGGUAAGAGUUCCAUACCGGCUGCAAUUCUUUCUGAGUUCUAAGAAGUCUUUCAUACACCUCCAGGUAGGGAAACAUAACUAACCAAUUGACCACCACCAACAACAGAAACAAUCCAACCCAACAAGCAGAUGGAUCCGUUGUGUGUACAUGUUUAACAGACAUCUCAACAUACAGCCAUUGUUGCACAUUUUGCAAGGUAAACUAUCUAAUGCUGCUCUGUCCAGUACAUGGGGAGACUUUGGCCCCGAAUGGCUUGUACUAUUAAUGUCACUGUAAAACCAAAUCCUAGGGCUAAAAAAAAAAAACAAAAAACAAAAAACAAAAAACAAACAGAAAAAGAGUUCAUUUGUAUCUUGC